GCAAACUCGUGGGAAAAAUCAAUUUGAAAGUCUUAAGCCCUCCUCGCCAUGAGCCUCUUCGGCUUAGGCAGCAGGAAUCAGAAGACCUUUCGGCCGAAAAAGAGUGCACCAUCAGGAAGUAAGGGUGCACAGCUUCAAAGGCACAUCGAUGCUACUUUGGGUAGCGGGAACUUGAGGGAUGCUGUAAAGCUUCCUCCAGGGGAAGAUGCCAAUGAGUGGUUGGCGGUCAACACGGUGGACUUUUUCAAUCAGGUGAAUAUGCUAUAUGGCACACUUACGGAAUUCUGCACAUCAAACACCUGUCCCACAAUGACUGCAGGACCUAAGUAUGAGUAUAGAUGGGCAGAUGGUGUCCAGAUAAAGAAACCAAUUGAGGUAUCUGCACCAAAAUAUGUGGAGUAUUUGAUGGACUGGAUCGAAGCACAGCUUGAUGAAGAAUCCAUAUUUCCUCAAAAACUUGGGACACCAUUUCCACCCAAUUUCAAAGAUGUGGUGAAAAUUAUAUUCAAACGCCUGUUCCGUGUCUAUGCCCACAUCUACCAUUCGCAUUUUCAAAAGAUUGUUAGUCUCAAGGAAGAAGCCCAUCUCAAUACUUGCUUCAAGCACUUCAUUCUUUUUACCUGUGAGUUCCAUUUGAUUGAUAAAGGGGAGCUUGCACCCCUUCAUGAUCUGAUUGAUUCCAUUAUUCAUUCUUACUGAUGAAAGACAAAAAUGUUUGGAACAUUGUGUCCAUUAAUGAAAGAGAGGAUUUGUUUCACUUUCUUCAAAAGACUGGCUUUUCACUGAAACUUUUUGAAUGUGCUGAAAAAUAAUACCAAACUUGUAUAGCAAUCUGCAAAUCUUAUUGGUGUUCUUGGUGUUGUUUC
Amborella trichopoda is the source of this 866-nucleotide messenger RNA. Its product is annotated as MOB kinase activator-like 1A. Lineage: Eukaryota; Viridiplantae; Streptophyta; Magnoliopsida; Amborellales; Amborellaceae. The record is from RefSeq and is a predicted model, not a curated record.